This is a messenger RNA of Diversispora eburnea, 897 nucleotides long. The record is from the annotation of a GenBank genome assembly. Lineage: Eukaryota; Fungi; Glomeromycota; Glomeromycetes; Diversisporales; Diversisporaceae.
AUGGGCAUUGUAAAUUCAAAAGUGCCAUUCCCUUUGCUAGCAAAAAAUGUCAAAAAUAAUGAAAUUGAUGAGAAAGAGAAUCGACGCGUAUUAUCACUAGUUUUAGAUUUCGCUGAUGAAGUUUUUAACGAUAUUGAAAAUGACACCACAUCGAUUUUGGUUAACCAAUUACUAAUAGAAGCAGAGGAAAAAUUAUUAUCCUCUGAUUAUAUGGAAUCUAUAGAACUAUAUACUAAAGCUUCAAUAUUAGGGUCUGUUUAUGCCAAUGCCAAACUUGGUUUAUUAUAUCUUGAAGGAUACAAAUCAAUUCAAUCUGAUUACCGGGUUUCAGCUGGAUACUUUUCAAUUGCUUUAAAACUGAUAUUACUAAUACCACCCAAAUUAUGGAAUUUUUGCCAUUUACUCGAAAUAAUUGCCGGAUUGAGCGAAUUAUAUCGAUUCCAUCUUGUCUAUCAACGCGACUAUCAUAUAUGGUUUCAUGGCAUAAAACUUAUGAAAAAAAUUGAAACGAUAUUUCAAGACCCAAAUUUUAUUAAACUUACACACGAAGAAAAUCAAAAACGGCGAGCCAUCCGAAUUCACAUGACUUAUUGCUUUGCUUUAAAUUUACAGGCCGAACAGGAUUUUGUAACCGCAUUAAAAAUGUUUGAAGAAUGUGAAAGGAUAGGUUACUGUGGUUAUUCGACAGCAGAUAAAUUGGUAAAAAAGGCACACACUCAAUAUAGAUUAUUAGAACCUCGUGUGCCUCGUGUGCUUCCAAUUUGUGCUUCAUGUAAUUAUGAAGCAAAAAAAAUUGAUGAGAUUUGGAAGCUUAUAGUCUGUUCUAAAUGUCAAACUGCGUGUUGUACCCGCGAAUGCAUGAUUAAACAUCGAGCAAUUCAUAAUAAUUUAAAAUGA